This is a messenger RNA of Ogataea philodendri, 975 nucleotides long. RefSeq lists its product as uncharacterized. The record is from RefSeq and is a predicted model, not a curated record. The coding region runs from base 1 to 975 and encodes 324 amino acids. Lineage: Eukaryota; Fungi; Ascomycota; Pichiomycetes; Pichiales; Pichiaceae. The transcript has 3 exons.
AUGGAGGUCGAUGUACCCGUAGAUUGGGUGAUCGUGUUUGGUCUGGUUCAGGUAAUUGUCCCAGGCGUUGCUUUCGAGACUCUCAAACGCUCCCUCGCCAGGAUAGUCCUCGCCGCACGGCGACUCGUCGCUCCUGGUGAAGUGGAAGUUGAACGAGUGGUCGAUGUCGAUCCCAAAACACGCAGCGUUUUUGGUGCGAGAAGACUCCCAAAUAGACACGUUUUGCUCGUGUGCGGCAAGCAGAAGGCCGUCCAGCUGCUGUUUUGUGUCUGCGUGCACUCUGACGACGUACUGGUCGUGGUACUGGGACAGGUCGAUGGGCCAGUUGUCGGGAUGGAGAGAAGAGUAGUGAGUGGAUUCCGACUGGACGUUGGCAGGGUUGUCUAUCAGGGCCAGGAACUUGGCGUCCAGAGGGGGCUGGGAAAACAACGGGAGCUGCGGGAGGCUCCAGCUGAGUGCCCAGGCGCUGCUGGACAGCAGGCCGAAAACAAGAUAAGUGACCUUCUUUUUGAGAGCCUGGGGGGUGUUUGCGUUUGGCUGUCUGAUCUGUUUGAGCAGACAGAAGGCGGAAAAGGCCAGGAAGGCCACGACGGAGAAGAUGAUGGCCCGGUGGAAGUUGUCCACGUCGAGGAACGGGUACGGGAACCGGCCCUCGGCGGGAACCACUCUGUCCAGAAGGAACCAGUACCCGUUGGCCAGCAGAAACGUUGUGACCAGGGCCUCUUUUUUCGAGACCGUCCAGGGGUCCAUGAAGAAGAAAUAGUCUGUGAGCAGCGAUGCGAACGGCAUGGCGUGGAUCAACAGGUCCAGCCACAGUGGGACACCGGGGCCCUUGAGGAUCAGGUCUCUACUAACGAGCCGGAGCCCCCAGUAGACGAAAGAGACGAUAAAUUCGACGGAAAUGGCCAUGGAGUUGAUGAACUGGCGCGCGUACGCGAGGGACGAGAUCUCAAACAGCUGGUGGACCGCAUUUAG